Trachymyrmex septentrionalis is the source of this 1217-nucleotide messenger RNA. RefSeq names its product exosome complex component RRP40 (gene Rrp40). The record is from RefSeq and is a predicted model, not a curated record. Gene Ontology annotation, cellular component: cytoplasmic exosome (RNase complex); nuclear exosome (RNase complex). The transcript has 2 exons. Bases 292 to 1017 code for a protein of 241 amino acids. Gene Ontology annotation, biological process: TRAMP-dependent tRNA surveillance pathway; CUT catabolic process; poly(A)-dependent snoRNA 3'-end processing. Gene Ontology annotation, molecular function: RNA binding. NCBI's taxonomy places the organism in Eukaryota, Metazoa, Arthropoda, Insecta, Hymenoptera, Formicidae.
UGUAAACAAAACAGUUGUAAAGAAUAGAUUUGAGGAGAUUUUGAGAAUUUUAUUAUUUCAUUCUUGACAGUAAUACAAAAAGAAAGAAGGUUGGUUUCAGUGUCAAUGAAACUCAAUUGAAAUUUUUAUACUGUGUGAUACGUUUCUGUCACGAUGGUGACAAGUCCGCGUCACGCACGUGGUCGCGAGUUUUGAGGUUAGGUUGACGUUUAACCGACAGUCGCGACAGAGUUUUAAGGAAAUCGCGCGAAUGAAAUAAAAAGCCGAGAAAAACUUUUCUUUUCUGUCGGGAUGGAAGUUGACGUGGGCGACGUGGUGAUGCCGGGCGACAGUUUAACGAAUAUCACGUCAUUAAAGAAGGAAAACAAAAACGAGAAGGAGAUCGUGAUCCUGGGCCCUGGAGUGCGUCGUGAGGACGAUGCCGUUCUCAUCUGCAAAGCGGGUGUUCUGAGAAAACGCGAGCCGGCCGUCUACUAUGUGGACAGCUAUCAGAAACGAUACAUUCCUAGUCGAGGUGAGAACGUCAUUGGUAUAGUGACGCAAAAAAGCGGUGACAUUUAUAAAGUGGAUAUCGGAGGCAGCGAACAGGCGACAUUAUCUUAUUUGGCCUUUGAGGGAGCCACGAAGAAAAAUCGACCUGAUAUACAAAUUGGCGAUUUGGUGUAUGCCAAAUUGCUUGUCGCCAGCAAGGAUAUGGAGCCGGAAUUAGUAUGCGUGGACUCCCAUGGCAAGGAGAAUGAACUCGGUAUGCUCAGCUCAGAUGGCAUGAUGUUCACCUGCUCGCUGAGCCUUGUAAGGAAAUUACUCAAUCCAGAGUGUCCAUUAUUCAGGCUACUUGGAAGGAAUCAGGUGUACGAACUUGCCGCUGGGAUGAAUGGCAGGAUAUGGAUCAAGGCGCGAUCGGUUCAAGAGACAAUUGCCGUGGCAAACGCUAUUCUAGCGGCGGAGUUCACGGUACCUAGUGAAAUGCAAAAACUCUGUUCCAGAAUUGAGAAAAUAUUAUUUCUUGUGGCUUAGUGAACUUUGAGGAAAAUUUAUUUGGAUGGAUUAUUAAUGCAAAAGAUUAGCAUCAAAGAUUCAGUGCUUUUUUUUUUUUUUUUUCAAAUAAAACUGAGAAAUUAGAAUAAUGCCUUAAAUCAACUCGAAUGCGUUUUAAAGCCAGUCGCACCUUGGCAUGCAAAAUAAUGACUACUUGCUGUUAUCAAUGACAGUUAUAU